GUUUGAUUGGUUGGCUGGCUUUGGAUGCCUUCACAGAGGGAAUCACGCUACACCUGACACCUGAAGUGACCUUCACAAUGACGAUGGAGAAAGAGCUCUUUGUGUCUGCACCCGGGAAAGUCAUUUUGCAUGGGGAGCAUGCCGUGGUACAUGGCAAGGUGGCUUUGGCGGUGAGUCUUAAUUUAAGAACAUUCCUUAGGAUAAGACCGCGCAACGAUAAUACAGUUUUUAUAAACUUACCAAAUAUCGGUACCAAGCUAAGAUGGGAUAUCUCUGAACUACAAUCACUUGUUCCUGCUUUCCAAGAUUCUGGAAAUGAACCCAUGAGCCCCAGUCCUGAGCAUCUGGACAUCCUGAAGACAUUUGCUAGAUUUCCAGAUGGGUCCAAGGAUGCUGAGAGCCUCGCUGUGCUGGCUUUUCUUUACCUGUACUUGUGUAUAUGUGGCAAAGAUUUACCAAGUAUGGAUAUAACCGUUUGGUCCCAGCUGCCCACCGGAGCCGGGUUGGGAUCGAGUGCUGCGUACUCUGUGUGUGUGGCCUCUGCCUUGCUAACAUUUAGCGGCAGAGUAGCUGACCCGUUGAAAGAAAGCGCCGAGACGUUAAGUUGGACAAGAACGGAUCUGGACAUUAUUAACAGCUGGGCUUUCCAAGGUGAAAAGGUCAUCCAUGGAAAUCCAUCAGGAGUUGAUAAUGCUGUAGGGACCUGGGGUGGUGUUUUACGAUAUCAAGCUGGGAAAAUAACCCCAUUGGUUAGGCUACCCAAGCUGCACAUUGUACUAACCAACACAAAGGUUCCCCGUAGCACGAAGGUGCUUGUGGCAGGAGUAAAAGACAAGUUGGUGAAGUUCCCGCGUAUCAUGGAGCCAGUCCUAUGCUCCAUUGAUGCCAUCUCUCAGGAGUGCCAGCAGGUCCUAGAACAUAUGGCUACAAGGUUGUCAAUGGAUCAUUAUUCUAUAUUGGAGGAACUGAUUGACAUCAACCAACACCAUUUAAAUGUGAUAGGUGUUGGGCAUCCUUCAUUGGACAGGGUGUGUCAGGUGACUGCAUCACAUGGCCUGCACAGUAAACUCACUGGCUCUGGAGGAGGAGGCUGUGCAAUAACUCUGCUUCGUCCUGAUGUGGAUCCUGCUGUGGUGGAAGCGGCCAAGCAAGAGCUUACAGCCUGUGGAUUCCAGUGCUGGGAAACCAUUAUAGGGGCCCCUGGUGUUUCUGUACACUCGCCCUCUUCCCUGACAGAGAAUAUAUUACAAGCUUUCCUAGAUGAGUAAACCUUCAGCACACGGAUGAUCCUAUUAGUGGAACAGUGGAUCUGGAAUACAUCAAUGCAAAAUGACAUCAAUGUUUCUACAGUGUUCAGGAAAAAGACGACGAGUAUUUUAAAAUAAUGCUCGUGGUCAACUUUGCUUGUUGCCGGAGCCGGAGAGAAUGUGCCAAGCGUUUGAGGCUACUAAUUACUGCCAUUGACAGUGAGAUUAAUGUGGAGCGAUUCCCUUUCUAAAUAAA
Spea bombifrons (plains spadefoot toad) is the source of this 1503-nucleotide messenger RNA. RefSeq names its product mevalonate kinase (gene MVK). The coding region runs from base 78 to 1268 and encodes 396 amino acids. Gene Ontology annotation, molecular function: ATP binding; mevalonate kinase activity. The record is from RefSeq and is a predicted model, not a curated record. Gene Ontology annotation, biological process: cholesterol biosynthetic process; isoprenoid biosynthetic process. NCBI's taxonomy places the organism in Eukaryota, Metazoa, Chordata, Amphibia, Anura, Pelobatidae. The transcript has 11 exons. Gene Ontology annotation, cellular component: cytoplasm.